Rotaria socialis is the source of this 1395-nucleotide messenger RNA. NCBI's taxonomy places the organism in Eukaryota, Metazoa, Rotifera, Eurotatoria, Philodinida, Philodinidae. The record is from the annotation of a GenBank genome assembly.
AUGACACAACGGUCAAAAGCUAACGUAAAACAGCGUUUCAAUCGUAUGUUUGUUGAAAGUAGCGAUUAUGAUUAUCAGGAAAAUGUAAUUUCAAAGCAACCAUCUAAAAAAAGCGGUGAUCCAUUUCCAUUCGAGAUACUUUUGACAAUCAUUUUAUCUGUUGUGUUUGCUCUUUUUGUCGUUGGAUUUGUUGCUACUCGAUUUUUGAUUAAUACCAAUCGACGAAGAAAAGAUUCCAAAGAUUCAAAUUAUAGUCUAUCAAGAUAUUGGCGUCGUCAAUUGGUAUCAGUUUCAUUCGAUAGUAUUAAUCCGUCGACAUCAACAAAUAUUAAUACAGUUCUGACUCAUCAUGAUACAAACGAAAUGUCUCGAAUCAUGAAAAGUUCAUUUUCAUGGCCUGAAGCAACACUACUUCAUCAGCAAAAACAACAACAUGAUAAAGAAGAAUUCUCAUCAAUAUUAUCAUCUUCAUCAUUGUCGAAUUCUUCAACAAUGGAGCAUAUUUAUGAACAAGCUUCAUUAGUAUUCGGUCUUCGUUGGGACGAAACUAUAGGCUCACUAUUUGUUCGAGUUAUCAGUGCACAGAAUCUGUUUGUUCGUCGGCAUCAUCGAAAUCCAACACUGAUCGAUUCCUAUGUACGUAUAGAAUUAAUAUCAACGGAAAAUGAUAGUGUACAAGAGUCAUAUCAAUCAAUGCGUACGCAUAUUGUUAAGAAAGAUACUCAUCCAAUUUUUGACGAACUAUUUGAAUUUUCUAACAUUCGUCAAAUUAAUAAUUCUAAUAAAUUAUCAUUUCUUUUUACUGUAUUAACGUAUGAUACAUUUACGCGAGAUGAAAUUCUUGGUGAAGUUAUAUUUUCUAUUAUUUUACCUGAUGGAAUUACACAAAAUGCUCUAGGAUCAAAUGAAAUAAUAUUUACGCAAGGCAUAACACCUCGACAUAGACAGUUAUCUAAUCAACAACUUGGCCAAAUGCUUAUAUCAUUGUGUUAUCAACCAAUAGACAGUACCAUAACAUUAAUUGUGUUAAAAGCAUCAAAUUUGCCUCGUAUAGGCGCUACACGAUUAAUAAAUCCUUAUUUUAAAAUUUAUAUGUUCUAUAAAGGACAACGCAUAAUUAAAAAGCGAAGCACGAUUCAACGAUCAACACAAUGUCCUGUUUACAAUGAAUGCUUUACAUUUCAUAUACCUGAUAAUGAUUUAAAAAAUACUCAUUUUGAUAUAGUAAUAUUAGAUUAUGAUCAUCAUAUGAAGCAUGAACCGAUUGGCACGUUUUCCAUUGGGAAUAAUACUAAUGCAACUAAUCAGCACUGGGAUGAUGCAUGCCAUCGGCAAAUAGCGAAACAAAUAGCUCAAUGGUAUCAGCUAAAACCAUUCAAUACGUUCAAUUCUUGA